AUGUCGACAUCGACAAGGAAGAGAAAUACUACUAAUGUUGUUGACAACAACGACACCCCCGGUAAUAAAUCGGUGGACGAUAAGGAAACAGAGUUAAAAUCUGACCAAAUGAACAAUACUUCCGAAAACGACUCUGACAAGAUUAAGACAAAAGAUGUUUCUUGUUCUUCUUCGUCUUGUUGGGAUCAGCUGGCCCUUUGCGCCCGUUCCGAUUCUCCCCUUGCUGUACUACGGCCCCUAAUGAUUGCCAUGGAAAUAUCCUGUCACGGAUUAAUGUGGAUUAUCGGGAGUCUAACGACACUACUUUGCACCCACAAGAUACACCAUGCACAAAUUGUGUUUAAUCUUUUAUUCGGACUGAUAAUGGAUUUGAUCAUUGUGGGUCUUCUCAAAUCCGUGGUACGUCGACAGAGGCCCAUCCUAAAUGACAUGGAUAUGAUAGCCACUGUGCCAAUGGACCAAUAUUCUUUCCCUUCAGGCCAUGCAACUUCAAUGAAAAUUUUCUGA
Molecule: messenger RNA, 507 nt
Organism: Acanthosepion pharaonis
Lineage: Eukaryota; Metazoa; Mollusca; Cephalopoda; Sepiida; Sepiidae
Source: the annotation of a GenBank genome assembly